This is a messenger RNA of Syngnathoides biaculeatus (alligator pipefish), 2634 nucleotides long. RefSeq names its product mitochondrial tRNA translation optimization 1 (gene mto1). Gene Ontology annotation, cellular component: cytosol. Gene Ontology annotation, biological process: tRNA methylation; tRNA wobble uridine modification. Lineage: Eukaryota; Metazoa; Chordata; Actinopteri; Syngnathiformes; Syngnathidae. The coding region runs from base 325 to 2319 and encodes 664 amino acids. The record is from RefSeq and is a predicted model, not a curated record. Gene Ontology annotation, molecular function: flavin adenine dinucleotide binding. The transcript has 13 exons.
GUUUGCCAAUGUGCUCUAAGACAAAUGAUGUUUCCAUUUUAUGCUGAUGUAAUAUUUGUGCGUGCGUCUUUAGUGCAUGCAUUAGGGCUGUAAGCCACACACAAUAUGGCCGCCUCCUCUGCGACUGUUUCGUAGUGUUACGAAGACGUUGCCGUGUCAAGUAAUUUAUGAUAUUUAUCAAAAUAAAUACCGGAAACCAGACAUAUCCUCCGCAAUUUGCUACAGAAACUGACAAGCGGCCUAGAAAACGGAUUGAUUCGAUCUAAAGCAGCCGGUCAAAGGUGACCACAACCACAACCGUCCUCCCCCAGGUUGACGUGAUCCAUGUUGACAAAGAAGCUCCCCCCCUUGGAGAACUUCCUCUUCCUGGUAUCCAGACGCGCCAGCCACUUUGCCAGCCGGAAUUAUGACGUCAUCGUGGUGGGAGGAGGCCACGCAGGCACCGAGGCGGCUGCGGCCGCGUCCCGAGUGGGUGCACGGACGCUGCUGGUCACGCAGAAAAUACAGACCAUCGGUUCCUUGUCGUGCAACCCAUCUCUGGGCGGCGUCGGGAAGGGUCACCUGGUGAAGGAGGUGGACGCGUUGGACGGCCUGUGCGGGCGAGCUGGAGACUGGGCUGGCAUCCAUUUUUCCAUCUUGAACCGGAGGAAAGGUCCCGCUGUGUGGGGGCCGCGGGCUCAGCUGGACCGCCAACGCUACCGCCAAUUCAUUCAGUCCGAGCUGCUGUCCACUCCCAGACUGGCAGUUCUGGAGGGAUCCGUGGAGGAGCUUCUCGUAACAGACUCAAACCCAGACGAGCCUGGACGCCACAGAGUCACUGGAAUCCGUUUGGCAGGGGCAAGCGACUCGAUCUCGGCCCGCUCCGUGGUCCUUACCACCGGUACGUUCCUAUCGGGCUCCCUCUUCAUGGGUCAGGACACGACCCCCGGGGGACGGAUCGGCGACGCCCCGUCCGGCGCCGGGAUGUCCCGCGCGCUGCGGGAGCGCCUGGGGCUGAAGAUGGGCCGACUCAGGACGGGUACGCCUCCCAGGAUCGUGAAGGCCUCGGUGGACUUCCGCCAAGCUACGCUCCUCCCUCCUGAUACUCAUCCGAGUCCCUUCAGCUUCCUCAACAGCCACACGCACUGCAAGCCUGAGGAGCAGCUACCGUGCUACUUGACCUACACCACACCUGGUGUGGAUGAGGUUGUGAAGGAGAGUCUUCAUCUCAACUGUCACAUACAGCAGGACACAAAGGGCCCCAGGUACUGCCCCUCAAUCGAGUCCAGAGUACUUCGCUUUCCGGGUCGGCAGCAUCAGGUCUGGCUAGAGCCCGAGGGACUGGUCUCUGACCUGGUGUACCCCCAGGGUCUGUCCAUGACCAUGCCCGCUGACAUGCAGCUGCGCCUCAUCAGAGAGAUCCCAGCCUUGCACAGGGCUGAAAUCCACACACCCGGCUAUGGCGUGCAGUACGACUUUGUGUGCCCCACGCAGCUGAGCCCUGCACUGCAGGUGAAAAGCAGCCAAGGUCUCUUCCUGGCCGGGCAGAUUAACGGAACCACGGGCUACGAGGAGGCCGCCGCACAGGGCUUGUGGGCGGGGGUCAACGCAGGCCGCACCGCGCUCUCCAUGCCCGCCGUGGCGCCGUCUCGGACCGAGAGCUACGUCGGGGUCCUGAUCGAUGACCUAGUGACUCGAGGCGUGACGGAACCGUACCGGAUGUUCACCAGUCGGGCCGAGUUUCGAAUGUCCCUGAGGCCGGACAACGCGGAUCUGCGACUUAGCCUGAAAGGUUUUGAGGAAGUGGGCUGCGUGUCCCCCCUGCGCUACCAGCAAACGGUGAGAGUGAGGGACACUCUCCAGGAUGCGCUUGCAGCUCUUCACGACGUCUCUCUGUCUGCCGCAAACUGGAGACGCGAGCUGCCGAGCGUCCCCAUCAGCGAGGCGAAGGCCGCCAAUUUGACUGGUUUGGAGAUGCUGCAAUACAACGACGUGUCCUUUGAAAUGGUGGCCUCCGUCUUCCCAGAAUGCCUUUCACCGUACACGGAAUUCUCCCAAAGGCUGAAGAUAGAAGCUGUCUACAGGCCUCACUGCGUCCUCCAGCAGAAGGAGAUCGAGAGAAUUCAAAAAGAGGAGAGCAUGCCUCUCCCGCAGGACUUGGACUAUUUGUCUCUGCCCGUUUCUCUGUCCCAGGAGGUCCGGGAGAUUCUGGACAGGGUGCGGCCCAGCACGCUGGGUGCUGCUACACGUUUGCAAGGAAUAACUCCGGCUGCAAUUGUCCACCUUCUCAACUACGUCCGCCACCCGGGGAGGAAGGAGAAAAGGACGCAGAGGAACUAGCCAGACUGGCAGGAGAAGCACAAUGCAAAAAAAAACACCUUCAUCCCAGAUGAUGUUACUAAAAAUCUACAAAAAUAAGUUAUUUUAUUCUGAGGGGAAAGAAUUUAUGUUACAGAUGAGAAACCCAUUUUCCUUUCGUGCAGUUUUGGACAACUGCACCCUCGGCCGAUUAUAUUUAUACAAUUUCUCUUGGUCUAAUAAAGCAGUUCCUUCCUAAAACUUUAAAUAACCAUCUACGAUCCAGUUCCCUGGUUAAGGGUUCUAAUCCUGAUCGGGACCUGACUGUAAACAACAUUAAACAGUAAGUGACCUUGA